Molecule: messenger RNA, 821 nt
Organism: Suillus plorans
Lineage: Eukaryota; Fungi; Basidiomycota; Agaricomycetes; Boletales; Suillaceae
Exons: 4
Coding region: 93-668 (191 amino acids)
Source: RefSeq, a predicted model, not a curated record
AAUACCGCGGUAAGCGGUGAGCUACUUUGGCAUUAUAAUGUCUCAGUGCCUUAAACAUUGUGCAAGUCAUCACGAUCACUCGGUUGCAUGCAAUGUAUCAGCGAUCGAACAAGAUGCUCUCCUUUCUUGUUGUCAUAUUUGUGGCUAUCACCAUGGCCUGCGUAGUGAUCGCCAUAGUGGCAGUAAACCAUAUUUCAGAGGGGGAAACCAUUCUCUUCGGCACUUAUCAGUGCAUUAUUGUUUUGGAUGACGACGUCGCGCUUCUGAUAGCAAUGAUUUGGACACUCACCGCUGCAUGGGAGAUUCUCGCACUGUGUCUUGCAGUCUGGAUUGUGGCAAAGCACUUCUGUGAACUGCGACAAAUGCCGACAGGAAGAGGGAUCAUUGGGGAUAGCUUUACGGUGUUGAUACAAACUCACCUAAUUUACUUUGCAAGUUUUUUUACUGUUUCUUGUCUCAGCUUCAUGGCCUCAUUGAUGGAAACCGAGACGUAUUAUGGUCUUCGUCAAAUUUUCUUGAUCGUGCAGAUGUUUGUGCUGGCACCACGCCUUAUCUUUAACGUUAGAAAAUUUCACGCCAAGCUUAUGGCCAGCUCCGACGAAGGAACCUCCAUGGCUUCAAUUGCUUUCCAGGAGCGCAUACGGGUAUCAACCAGCGGCAAUGUGUAGAGCGGGAGAUGUUCCAUGCGAUUGACAUUACUAGAGGGACACUUACGGGGAGCAGGAAAAUUACUGGGAUACUUAUAAAACUGUAUUCGGAAGUUGAAAGAGAAAGAGAAAAAGAUUUGGGCAGGCAGACUGGUUGCCUCACUACUGGGAUCA